Molecule: messenger RNA, 1278 nt
Organism: Aureobasidium vineae
Lineage: Eukaryota; Fungi; Ascomycota; Dothideomycetes; Dothideales; Saccotheciaceae
Source: the annotation of a GenBank genome assembly
AUGACUGGUGCCGGUGCGGCUCAGAAUCGACGCCCUCCACGUCUGAACCAUAAGAAGUCGCGUGCGGGCUGUCAGCGAUGCAAGGCCCGGAGAGUCAAGGUGANNUGCGAUGAGGCCAAGCCCGCCUGUGGAGGAUGCAACCGCCAUCAGGUGCCCUGCGUUUAUCUUCACACUGAAGUUUCCAGGACUGCAAGUGCUGAGACAAGCGUGUCGCCUCGUAUAAUACCACCGCCAGAUCAGCCCAAAGUCAAACCCGACGUCAACCAGGUCCUGACGCCGCCAACCGUCAAUGACCCCGUCACAACUGAUGAUAUCCUGGACCUUCCGGAGUCACGCCAGCGCCGUCUGCUCGAAUUGCGACUAUGGCAUAAUUAUGUGACCGUUGUAGCCACGCCAUUCCACCAUGCUGCUCCUAAAACUUUUCUGAUCGAAAUCUGGAACAACCACCUACCUCACAUUGCCAUGCGCCACGAUAACCUGCUUUAUACUAUUUAUGCUUUCUCCGCUACCAGACUGUUGCGCGAUGCUCCCGACGACAUUGAAUUGCUUACUGCUCAAAGAGUCUAUCUCAGUCUAGCCCUUCGUGAGCAGCGCAAAGCCAUCAUUCAGUUUUACACUCAGGCCGAGGAACCCGAUUCUCUCUGCUUCACCUCCAUCAUGAUGACAAUGAAUGCUUUUGGUUCUCUUCAGGAACGAAAUCGCCAGCCUUACAAACCACCCACUAAUAUACUUCGUUUGGGCAUUGGCGCAUGUGCCGUCUACGAAGAGGCUCUGAAGAGUGCCCGCAAAUUUCCUUCCUCCAAGAUUGUCAGCUUCAUCGAAAACCAGCCUUUCUUCAUCAGUAUACCUAGGAUGUUCGACGAAGAGCACCGAGGCCCUUUCAUCGGCAUUUUAGGGCCAAAGAAUCCCCAGGGCGUUUAUGAAGACUCUGAACUCUGGAAUCCCGAGGUCAGACAAGCUUACGAAUGUACAUUGAGCUACAUUGGCACCAUGUACACGGCUGUCUUGGACGGCGAAACACUUCACCAAAUUUGCACGCGAAUCGCCGCAUUUGCCUUAUAUGUGCCGAAAAAGUUUGUAGAUAUGGUUGAAGAAUCUCGUCCCAGGGCUUUGGUCAUCCUGGCGCAUUUCUUCUCCAUUGCUACCAAAGGCAGUGCUCAUUGGUGGGUUGGUCAGACACCUAUGAGAGAGGUUCAGGGGUUGAGGAGGAUCGUGCCUCAGGAAUGGCAACGACACAUGCGAUGGCCGCUAGUCAUGUCUGGGCUAGAGCCUGUCUGA